This is a messenger RNA of Ricinus communis (castor bean), 2030 nucleotides long. Its product is annotated as putative Peroxidase 48. The coding region runs from base 249 to 1562 and encodes 437 amino acids. The record is from RefSeq and is a predicted model, not a curated record. Gene Ontology annotation, cellular component: plasmodesma; plant-type cell wall. The transcript has 4 exons. Gene Ontology annotation, molecular function: peroxidase activity; heme binding. NCBI's taxonomy places the organism in Eukaryota, Viridiplantae, Streptophyta, Magnoliopsida, Malpighiales, Euphorbiaceae. Gene Ontology annotation, biological process: response to oxidative stress; hydrogen peroxide catabolic process.
GAUUAGAAGUAAUCAACGGCUAGGAUCAACCUAAACUGGCAUCAGCUAACUAAUUCAAGGGCAAUUAUAGAUGCAAGGGUACUUUGGUCAUUCUCAGACCCUCUCCUUUCCCGCCAGUUCCAAGAAUUCCGUUAAAAACACCUUCUUUGCUCUACUACCUCCACUCUUCUCUCCAAAUACAAAAACCCACGAAAACCAAAGAUCAAAGAAUCAACCUUUCAACCGAAAAUCAAUAAAAAGAAAAGAAAAUGGUGAACUCAAUUUUUGAAAUAGCAAACAUGAAGAAAAUGACUGUUCUUGUAUUCAUCAUCUGUAUCUUGAUCUCUUUCAGGAACCAAACUAAAGAGAUAAUGAUCCAUAACGAAGAGAUCAAGGAAAGCUUCGAAGAAUAUUAUUACACUUCUUCUUCUUGGGAUUUGCUUCCUUCUUUUUUCUUGUCUAACGAACAAGAAGCACAUCCUCAAACUAGGUCACUUGAAUAUGACUUCUAUCGCAAUUCUUGUCCACAAGCUGAGAAAAUCAUUCAAAAUGUUGUUCGAGAAUUAUACAAAGUCAAGUUCAGUGUUUCUCCUGCUCUCUUGAGGCUUGUUUUCCAUGAUUGUUUCAUUGCGGGUUGUGAUGCUUCUAUUCUAUUGGAUGCUGUUGAUGGCAAACAAUCUGAGAAAGAUUCUAACCCAAAUGAAAACUUGAAGGGUUAUGAUAUAAUUGACAAAAUCAAGUCACAGAUUGAAGAAGUUUGCCCUGGAAUCGUUUCUUGUGCAGAUAUUGUUGUCUUGGCAGCCAGAGAAGGUGUUUUACAGGCUGGUGGUCCAUUCUAUCCACUCUUCACUGGCAGAAGAGAUAGUACUGAACCCUUCUCAAACUUGGCAACAAAUGAGCUUCCUUCACCGAAUGCUGAUCUUUCAGAAACCCUUGCAUCUUUUUCUUCUAGGGGUUUUGAUGAAAGAGAAACUGUUAGUAUCUUAGGUGCUCACAGCAUUGGAAUGAUCCAUUGCAAAUUUUUCCUGAACCGUCUAUACGACUUUGGCGGGACUUAUGGGCCUGAUCCCUCUCUGGAUCCCCAAUUCCUCAACUUUCUAAGGUCAAAAUGCAACACCAGUGGUGCAUCAGAGGUACCAGCAGCUUCACCUCCCUUUGAUAUCUUAGUGUCAUCAUCAACGGAAACCUCACCACCCCAUAGCGUGAUGUCAUCAGCAGCACCACCAUCACUUUCCUUCCGAGGUUCAUUGUCUUCCCCACCAUUAUGCACUGCUCCAUCAGUUUCCUUUGAGAAUUCACUCCUGUCCUCACCUGAAGAUCUAGGAAUCAAUAUGGCCUAUGAGGGACCUGGAGUAGAUUUUGGCACAUUGUACUACCGCAGUCUUCUGCACGGUAGAGGAAUCCUCUAUUCUGAUCAGCAACUAAUGUCUGGGGAAGAAACUGGGAUUUGGGUCAGAGCAUAUGCUUCGGAUGUGUCCUUAUUUCGCCGGGACUUUGCCCAGGCAAUGAUGAAGCUCUCAAAUCUCAAUGUCUUGACAGGUUCAGCAGGUCAGGUCAGACGCAAUUGUUCUAAGGUGGUAUGAGAUAUAAUUGAUCUGGAAGAAGUUGAUCCACAUAACUUUUUCAGCUUUCCCUACACUGAUUUUUGUGCUUUUCCUCAGUAAAUUUGAACUUUGAAACUGAUUUCAGAUGUAAUCUUGUAAAUUUAAUAUCCUAGCAAAAGCAAACUGUCAAAUACAUGUUCAGGAAAUGUUAUAAAGGAAGUGAUUUCUUUUUCUUUCUUUUUUCUUUUUACCUGGUUGGUUAAUGCUCUUACUUAUAUUAGCAGACACCUAACAGGCUUUUCAAUUUGGACCCUAUGGAACACUCUACCAUAGGGCAUCCAAUGUUUAGCAUUGUAGAAACUGGCUUUAUGAACAUUUGUAGAGUAGACAUCAAAUACCCUCUUAUCAGACAUUUAAAAGUAGGCAUUAUUAAUCUUGUGACUCCAUUUAUUGCAUCUGCUCCAGAAUAUUCAUGGGAAGAUAUUCUAAUAAACAUCCUUCAGCCCG